AUGGAGGUGGAUUCGAGCGUGCCAAACGGCACCGGCGAGUCACGCCGCAAAUCUGGGAGAGUGGUGCACAAGCCAAAUCUGUUCUCUACUGAACGUCACGAGGGUAGUAUCCUUGCGAAUGGAUCAACAAAGCGGAAACGAAUUUCAAGAAGUGACGCCCAUGAGGACCAAGAAGAGGAUAACCAAGACGAUCAAGAUGAUUCCGAAUCCGAAGACGAAGACGAAGACGGUGAAUCCGAACCCGGUGAGGAGGAAUUGAAAGCAAAUCGCAGAGCACAAAGAGCAAAGCGCGCGACUGGGAAGCCUGCCGCUAAAAGAACCAAAACAACCAACGGUUCGAGCACAACACUAGCUAUUCGAUCAGCCACUGCGGAAGGUGGUGCUGGAGGGAAAGGAUCCAAGACACAAAAGGCUCGCGCUCGGCCUAGCCAGGCGCAUCAGUCAGGACUCUAUGCAGAAGUAUUUGGAAAAGGGCGAGCCCCCGAUGAUGCGGCUUCCAUAUGGUUUCAAUCAGUGCAGACCGAUAAUGUCGGUGCAAUUCGAGAUCUUGUCAACUUUGUCCUUCAAUGCAUUGGAUGUGAAUCUAGGAUCGAGAACCAGGAUAUCGAAGAUCUGGAUUCUGUACCCAGCAAGCUUGGAGACCUACUACAAGAAUAUGAGCAACAAAAGCCACCUGAUUAUCCUCUAGUCUCCAAGCAGAAACAGUACGUUGGGUUUCAAGCUGUGUUGGAAGAAUUCUUUAGCGCCAUCAUCAAGACGUUACACAAUUCCUCUUUUUUCUACAAACAUCCCGAAAUCUAUGACAACAUCCACGUCUGGAUAGCAACAAUGUCGGGAGCGAACUAUAAAUCUUUCAGACACACUGCGACGAUCGUCUCACUCGCAAUGAGCACCGCUCUUUGCGAGGUUGCGAAAGAGAUUCAGGGCACAAUGGUCACUUACAAGGCCCAACUCGAUGCUGAGAACAAGAAAAGGAGCGUUAACAAAGGACGAGUCAAGACUAUUGGAGAGAGUCAAAAGGCCGCCGAGGAAAUGCUCGAAGCUGUGGAUAAUCAACUGAGAGAUGCUUUCGAUACCGUAUUUGUCCAUCGGUAUCGAGAUGUAGAGGAAAGAAUCAGAGCCCCGUGUGUUGCCGCACUAGGGAAUUGGAUCUCGAUAUACCGCAAAAUGUUCUUGGAAGGUCAAUACCUUCGGUACCUUGGGUGGGUGCUCAAUGAUACCGCGGCCACGACACGGCUCGAAGACAUUAAGCAGUUGAAGAAUCUUUUUAAGAAUAAGAAGAAUAUUGCUGCGUUGAGAGCCUUCACCGACCGAUUUCGACCUAGACUCGUCGAGAUGGGUGCCAGCGAUGCUGAUGUGAGUGUCAGAGUUGAGGCAAUUGAACUCCUUGAUCGACUUCGAGAUGCUGAGUUGCUCGAGCCGGACGAGGUCGAGACUAUCGGCAGGUUAAUCCUUGACAACGAGCCACGUGUCCGGAAAGCAGUUGGUCGAUUCUUUGUCUCAAAUAUUGAAGAUUUCUAUAUCUCAACAGUUGACGACUUUGAUGAAGCUCAAUAUCAUGCAGCACUGUCCGAUGUUGACGACGUUGAGGACUUUACGAUCCCAACUCGACAAUGGAUCAAGUUCAAAUGCAUGGGAAGCAUCCUGGCGGCAUUCGACAGCGAUGAAGAAUCACUCGACGGGAGCAAUGCCCAAUCACUACCGAUCAAUUUAUCUGACUCAAGAUAUGUACUUGCCGCACAAGCCAUCUUCCCUCACAUGUCAGAAUUGCACAAUUGGGAGGGACUCGCGGGAUAUCUACUAUAUGACCACUCUACAAUUGCAGCACAUGGGGACGACGACGACAUCAAUUACCAAGUUCAACAAGCCUACAAACUUAAUGCUGGCGAGGAUAUCAUCCUACUUGACAUUUUGUAUGCCUCGGUGAAGUUGUAUCUCUCCUCGAUCCUCGAAUCGGCUUCAGGUCGCAAGACAAAUGCAACCAAAGACCAAAUCCGCGAGAAACAAGAGUCAGCAGCACAGAACCUUACCGUUAUACUUCCACAGCUUUUGAGCAAGUUUGGUAGUACUCCUCAAGCGGCCUCUUCCAUUCUCCGCAUCGAGCAGUUGCUCGACAUUGACUUGAUCAAUGAUCUUCAGAACGGAGAGGCUACCUAUGCUGCCAUCCUUGAUGACAUUAGCAAACAGUUCACGUCGCACUCUGAUAAAAAGGUCCUUGCGGCAGCCAGCGCUGCUUUCCGCAAUGCCCGAAAUUUCGAACAGAGCAAGGAGGCCGCGAACGCAAAAGUUCAAGAAAUCUGGAAUGAUUCGAUUGCAACCUUGACCAGAUUAUUGGCAGGGAAAGAUAUUGGAUCACGCGGGACCCUCGAAUUGCCCUUGCUUGGUGAACUGGUGAAUACUGCCUUGCGUAUGGCUGAGCUUGCAGGAGUUUAUGAUUGCACGCAAGUCAUUGAGGGCAGGAUAGACUCCAACGGAUCGAAGAAACAAAAAGGUCGAUCAGCCAACCCACAGAUCCUCCUCGACCUUCUCUUGCAACUUCUCAAGCGUGGCGAGCCGGAAGAAGACACGACAGAUGCAUUCAACGAGUUGGAGGACCAACUCUGUACCGCCCUUCUAGAGCUCUUCUCACGAUAUUUCCGGUGGAAGGUGUUCGGUCUCAAGAAAGCCAUUGAAACGAAUGACACCUCUUCCCUCACGGCUGCCAUGCUUACGAACCUCGCAAUGACCCGCACCACAUUUUCCUCGACACUAAGUCCGAUAAUUGAACUGAGAACUGCACUCGAUCCAGUCCGUUACAAUGCGCUCAUUAAUGUACUCGAACUCUUUGCCCUUUUCACCACAAUCAGGAAUUUCCAACCUGAGAAAGGUCACUUGGACGAAGAUGUAGAGCAGAACCUAAAGAGUCUUGUGACCGUCGUCCCGGAAGAUCUGAUCAGGGACGUAAUGAUAACUCACGAAAAAUUGGAGAAAUCAUUUGCAAAGAAGACACGUCGGAAAAUUGAGCUUGCGGAUAAGAAAGGGAAAAGCAAAGACCUAGGUCAUGUGGAAGAUGAAGAGGAUAUCGAGAAACCACCCGAGGACUCGGAGGAUGAAGCCGCUGGCUCUGAUACUGGAGAUGAUGACUCCGAAGAUGAUGAAGGAGGCGUGGUAGAAGGCAAAAGCGCGAAGAAGCAAGCAGCGCUCCUCGCGGAGCAAAACCUUUGUGAGCUCACCAGUAAGAUCAUCUUCACUCUGGUCGGUGGUGCCAUCAAGGACAAUAGAGUCAAGAAGAGACUUCAGUUAAACCGCACCAAGCUCGGAAAGAAUUACACCGCAUUGCUGGCAUAUCUCGACGAGAAGAAAGACAAGAAGAAGACCAGCGGAAUCGCCAGAGGAGCGGACAAGAAGAGCGAAGCAGGUGCAGCAAACAAGUCCAAAAACACUGAUGCCGCACAAGCUGCGGAGAAGAAAAAGACACUCUCAGAAGCGAGAGUGCUGGAGGAAGACGACAUCGAGGACGAUGAUGAUGAGGAAGCACAACACCAGCGUGAUCUCGAGGAGGAUGAGAUCGAUGACGAUGAUAACGACGGUGCUGGCGGUGCCAAUGCUGACGCUAAUGCUGAGCAGCAAGAAGAUGAUGAAAUCAUGGGCGACUGA
Exophiala bonariae is the source of this 3636-nucleotide messenger RNA. RefSeq lists its product as uncharacterized. Gene Ontology annotation, cellular component: cohesin complex; nucleus; chromatin. Gene Ontology annotation, biological process: sister chromatid cohesion. The coding region runs from base 1 to 3636 and encodes 1211 amino acids. NCBI's taxonomy places the organism in Eukaryota, Fungi, Ascomycota, Eurotiomycetes, Chaetothyriales, Herpotrichiellaceae. The record is from RefSeq and is a predicted model, not a curated record. The transcript has a single exon. Gene Ontology annotation, molecular function: chromatin binding.